Lacerta agilis (Sand lizard) is the source of this 843-nucleotide messenger RNA. RefSeq lists its product as uncharacterized. The record is from RefSeq and is a predicted model, not a curated record. The transcript has 6 exons. Lineage: Eukaryota; Metazoa; Chordata; Lepidosauria; Squamata; Lacertidae. The coding region runs from base 40 to 843 and encodes 267 amino acids.
UCACUGACAUUGACUUAGCAAAAGACCGUGGGGCUGUAAAUGCAGGAAGGUGUCCUGGUUGCAAUGGCAAAGCUGUGGCUGUUGGGGAUGCUGAUCGGCCCUGCUGCAGCCCUUUUGUUGACGGUGCCCGAAUCUCUGAUUUCCAUCUCGGAAGGUAAUACAGCCUUGCUCUCUGCCUCGUUGACUUUUCCGACUUCGGUGCCGGGCUACUUCCAGGUGCGAUGGCGUUUUGUCACUGGCCGUCAGGCGGUGCUGAUUCUCAUGGCGGACAACUGCUUGGCAGGGAACGGUACUCGGCCCUGGAGGGACUUCUGCAAAAUCAGCGUUAGGAAAGCAGACAAAUACAGACAUCGUGUAGAAUUGUCCUCUGAGGAUGCUUCUCUGUUACUCAAGGAUGCGAGAGCUGAGGAUUCUGGGAUUUACUGCAUCACCUUGCUGGCAUUGGACGUGAUGCUGUCGGCUAACAUCAGCCUAACAGUGACCAAGGCAGAAACAAACAAUACCAAAUACAAGGGCGUACGAUUUCUAGAAGAGGAGAGAAAUGGAAUGCGUAUCAGUAAAAGUACAGGAGCGACAGGGAUGAACGCUUCAACCGAUCAGGCUGAGAGUUCGUCUAACAGGCCAGUUCUGGCAUCUCCCCCAAGGAAUGUGGGUGGUUCUGUCUCUUUCACGAAGGCAGCAAAUGACAGCGACUCUACGGUCUCCAACAUCAUUCAUUUGAGCUUAGCGGGCUUGAUUCUCUGUCUCCUUGGCCUAAUCAUAGCAGAGCAUGUUUCCUUCACGUGCUGCAGUGAGAGACACUCAGCAAUCAGGGAUAGGGACGCGGGGGGCACUGUGGUCUAA